Messenger RNA from Sus scrofa (pig), 5251 nucleotides. The record is from RefSeq and is a predicted model, not a curated record. Lineage: Eukaryota; Metazoa; Chordata; Mammalia; Artiodactyla; Suidae.
AUGAAGUUCUGCCCAGAACCUCUGGCAGGGCGCACUAGCACCCGCCGCCUGAAGGAGGAGGCCUGGGGCCUGACGGGAGCUGCCCGGGAGCCCCCGACACGCAAGCGGCCUGGAGGGGGGCGCGCCCGGGGUAGCCCGCGCCGGCCGCCCCGCCGCGCCCCUCUGCCCGCCGGCCGGACGGGGAGGGCGGCCCGCUCCGCCGAGGGGGCGCGGGGAGGGGGGCGCGCUCCGGCUUGGGCCCGGCCGCGCGCGCGCCGCCGCUCGGGCUCCUUUGUUCUGGGGCCUCCGCCGCUCAGCUCCGGCGGCUCCGCAGCCCCCGCCCCGCCCCGCCGCCUCCGCCCGGCUAGGCUACACUGUGACCCGCAGCACCCCCGCCCCGUCCCCCGCAACAAAGCACCGACUGCACCGACCUGCCCGCCGCCUCCGGGGCGGAGCGCACAAAGGGGCAAAGUUUCCCGGCCCGCACCGCCGCCACCACCGUCGCGGCCGCCGCCGCCGCCUGGGGCGCCCGCCUCCUGGAGCGCCUGGCCCGGCCGAGCUCGGCGCACGGAGCCCCCCGCCCGGGCCGAGGAGGGGACGGCGCAGGAGGAAGGAAGAGGCAGCGGCGGCCGCGGCGGCAGCAGCAGCAGCAAUGAAGGCGUCCGCGGGACUCCCCGCCCCCCGCGCGCCGCGGCACGUGCUCGCCCGGGGACUCCCCCGCCCGGGAGGGCGCGCACGUGCGGCCCCGCCGAGCCCCGCCGGCCCCGCCGCCGCCCCCUCCGCCGGGUUCGGGGCUACGCGAGGGGGGAGUUCCGCGGAGGGGGAGGGGACGGCGCGGGCGGCCCUCGAGCGGGUGGGGGCAGGGCCCGGCCCGAUCGCCGCGCCUUUGCACCUGCAGUACCUCCCCUCCUCCGCGGUCAGUCUCCCGGGACCCGGCCGCCCUCCUCGGGCUGGCCGCCCCCGCCCUCCACCGCUUCUGCAGCCCUGGCGGGCGCGGCGGGCAGCGCGGGGUGGGGCACACGGACCUCCCAGCCUAGGCCCUCGGCGGAGCGGGCCUCGGUGUCCCCACUUCCUGCCACUCCCUGCGGACCGAGCAGUGUGGGACGGCCCCGUUGCCCCCAGGAGCCCUGAGCUCCGGCCCCGACUGACUCUCCUCUCCUGGCCGCCGCUCGCCCAUUCCGAGGCAGGACAAUGAGGGACAUCGUGCGUCUGCGUACCGAGUCAGCCUGGCGGGCAAGGAGGGGAUACCCGCGAGCAGAGGCCGCGGGCCAGCCGGGAGGCACCCUUGCGGGGGGUCACGGCCGAGCGCCCUACCCAGGCGGACCCAGGGGCCCUGCCAUCGCGAGCCUCCCCCGCGCCGCGCUCGGCUCUUUCGCGUCGAAAACAAAGACUAAUCCGAUACCCCCGCCCUGCCUCCCAGAGGAGGGGGAACAGGCGCGUCGCGGAGGGUAACUGAGGAGGACGCGUACAGGAGGGGCUCGGACAUGCUACGAGUGGGCCGUGGCGCAACCGAGCCCUGUAACCCGGCACAGACACUUUGAAAAGUCACCCUGGGCUCUUUUCCAGGCAGGAGGCAAGGGGCAAGACCUAAGAAUAUUUCCAAGUUGCCAAACUGCCCGUUCUCUCUGCUGCUUUUUUCCCUCACCUGUUGUGCAGGCCAAGUUGAAAUUCCAGGUUAGAUUAAUUCAGCUCCACCCAUCUGGCCUGACUGCCAGGCUGGUCCCCGAAGCUGCCUUCCACCUACCUGGGUUGCUGGGGAGAAGGGUGGGUCUCUUACACACACACGCACACACACACACACAAACAUACACACGGGCAAGUCCUGGCAGAAGCAACCACAGGGCAGACUGGCCUGACCAGUUUGGGCGGUGUUCACGGAGCCAGGUACCUGGCAGGCUUCGCCACCCGGCUGAAGCUAACAACUCAGCCAGAACUGGAAAAAGAGCAUUCGGCCGGUUAUUUAGAAGGGGAGAAAAAAAAAAAAAAAGUAAUUGAUCUCAAGUAGAGUUGUCCAGAAAGCCCUAGGCGGGAGGAGAAGCCCCGGUUCUGUCUGGGACUUCCCUCCCUCCUCACAGGCCUGUUUUUGACAGCCUGGCUCCAGGGGCCAGGUUGUCAGCUGUGGGGAGGGUGGUGAACAUGGCUGCACUACCUACUUCCUACUCCGGCGUUUGAGAGUAGGAAAGAAUUUCGGUUGGGGAAGUAGGUCUAAAACUGAGAAGAGAUACCAAUAGAGUGUAAUUUUCAAUCCAACGUGAGAACAGUGUAGUUGUGACUGUGUUUAAUGUUUUAAAUGCUUUCGGCAAAAAUUAUGUAUAUUAAAGGAAGUGUAGGAAACAGAAUUAGAAGACAAAAAUAACCCAAGCACAGCCACAUUGAACCAUUAGCUCUGCUUCCUUCUAGUCUUUUCUAUUUGUAAUCAGUUCCUUUUUUGGGGUUUGAUAUGGCUGUACUCACAUUGAUUAUGCAGUUUGCUGUCCUCUUUUUACUUAACCUUAUACUGGAAACAUUUCCCUGUUUGAUAGACAAUCUCCAGAUAGCGUGACAAUAAAGAAGGUGGCCUAGGAGUCAGAAUGGUGGGUCGCAGACCUGGCUCUGCACUUGCUAGCAGAAUGACCUUGGACAUGGUACUCAUCAUCAUCCAAGAAACUCAAUACUUAACAUAGGGCUUAAUACACGGCAAUUAUUCUUUAAUCCGUAGAACAACCUUGUGAGAUAGGUGCUAUCAUUAAACCCACUUUACAGAUAAGGAAACAGAUUAGGUAAUUUGCUCAAGGUCACUUAAUAAACCGUAGACUCGGAAUUUGAUCUCAGCCUCUUUCCUGCUGUUUUGUCUUGGUCAAUGGCACCAGCAAUGUACUGGGCCGAUUUAUUCUUCAUCAGCUAUCUAUGAAAGGGUCAUUUCAUAAAAAUCCUUUAGGUACCAAAGUGGAUGCCGGUGCCAUUCACCAAGACAGAGCACAGGAGGAAAGAUGCCUGGAGACAUCUGCGUGGAACUGGGUGUGGCGCUGGAACACGUGGGUCCCAUCAGGGAGCAGCUCAUGAGGCCUCAGGUGUGCAGGAUCUCAUUAGGAGUGGACAUGGAGAGUGAGAGGAAAAGGCAACCAGGCCAGAGCCCGGGGUACACCAGCUCGUGAGGGCUAGUAGCUGACAAGGGACCAGCAAAGGAAACAGACGGAGCUGUCACAGCCGUAGGAGGGAAACCAGGCCUGUCUGCCUCUAGAAGCCGCUGUACUUCAGUGGCCUUGUCGCUCACUCUUUCCGACUGGGAAGCCCCUUCCCACUGCAACCCCUUCCCAGCUACUCCAUCCACCUGCCAAUUUCCCAUUCUUCCUGCAAGGCUCGGCUUAAAUGCCUGUUUUCCCAUGAAACCUCUUCCAGCCCGCCAGACAGUUCCAAAGCCCCACCCACCCUCCCUCCCCAGAAGUUUGACACAGCCUCCGAAGGAAAGUUUACCUUAUCAGUAUUGUCCUUGUUUGCACAUUCCCCUCCCAGUUCCUAUGAGCCCAUGGAGGGCUGGGACCCCGUCUUUUCACCUUUGUAACCCUAGACCCAGCACCCAAUCGAUAUGCGCGGAAUGAAGAAAAAGAGGUCAGCAGAAGCUGAUGAAUGAAAUAUCCCAGUAACAGCACCCACAGGCUUCCAAGAUUUAUCCCUGCUCGCUUGCCUACGUGCAGCAAACCCUUCCGGGGCCCCCAAGAUAAAAUCCGAACUCUUCAGACCCUGCCUUCCCGGGUCUGCAAGCGGCCAGGUUAUUCCUAUUGGAGCAGCGCUCAGGGCAACAGAGCAGCUGGGAUCCGCGUGGAGGUGCAGGGCGAGCCUCUCUAUCAGAAAGCAGCCUCAAACUAGAGGCAGUGGUUCACUAAGCGUGAUCCCGAGUCCACAGCGUCACCAACACCUGGGAACUUGUUAGAAACGCAAGCUCUCGGGCCCCACCUUAAACCUACUCAAGCAGAAACUCUGGGGGUGGCGCCCGGCGCUCUGUUUUAACAAGCCCUUCAGGUGCCGCACACUCAAGUUUGAGAGGCCGGCGAGAAGCAAAUUCAGCACCUAGGCGCCGGUGAAAAUCUCGCCCGAGGCGCUUAGAGGAGGUAGACCGAGGGAGGCUCCUUUUAUGAGCUGGCUUGGCGGGUCCCACCCCCCAGUGGCCGAGGGCUGUGCCUUUCGGGCAAUUGCUCGGAGGAGGUCAGGACCUGACUGCGCCGCUGCCCCAAGGGCUACAAAGGGAAAUCCCAUCGCAAGAGGGAAAAGCUGCAGGCACCACAGAAUUGGCAGUGGGCGGUACACUGGAUGGGGAUGGAGGUGGAGCCGCGGAAUAAGUAAGGCUUCUGUUGAUGAACUGAAGUUAAUUCCGCACCGGGCAAAGGGCACAAGAAGUAUAAUUGGAUGUGCGCGCCCGUGGUUCUUCGAGAAGUCACUGCGUGGAACCACCACUGCUGGGUGUUUGUCCAACCUGCAAAUGAUUCAAUGUGACUGACCUCCUCUGAAACGCUUGACCCCGCUCGUUCUCUUUCGCGAAUAAGCAAUUUGUCCUAUUUAAACAAUGAGCUUUGUGUUAUGGGACCUUUUGCAGAAAUGUAAAUAUACACCGAAAUCCACACCUGGGCUUGGUUUUAAAGCCUGAAGGCAUUGGAAAGUUCAUUUGAUUUUGGAUGUCUUCUUUGGUCAGGUACAGGUUAAAAAUAUUAUCAGCUUAUAUUUGCAUAGAGCUUUCCCUUUUCGAAGCACUUCCACACCCUUUCUCAUUCUGUCUGCAGAGAGUGGCUUGUACACCAAAUGUGCAAACAUUACUUUUCUUUCUCUGACAUAGUUACUAUUGUUAUUGUCACCAUUUUACAGAUAAAGGAACGGGGGACUCAGGUAAUUUUUCCAAGGUCCUUCACUACUAAGUGGCAGAAUCGGGCCUACAAUCUAGGACCUCUGAAAUUAGUCUACCCUUGCCAGGGCUGUCCUGGGGAAAGAAGCUGGCAUUUGGCUCUUGGGGAAAGGGAGAUUCGUUAAUGGAUUGCUUUUGGACAUACAUUGGUUAGUGUCACAUGUGUAAGGUAUCCAGACUAUGCUUUUGAAUAUCUCAGCAAAUGCUUUCAUGUUUUAUAGCUAUUUCUGUGACUUCAUUUUGCAUUUAGGUUCAAUCAAAUAGACCACAUAACUUACAAGGAGCACGCAAGGUUCCCCUUCAUUAUGGGAAAGAGAUUAAAUAACCUGGAAAUCUUCCAACCUAAGGGGACUGGGCAGGAGGAUGGGGACUUUGAUUGGCUCAGAGACUCAGGAUGCU